AGAGCGACGGUGGAAACUUAGAUAUGUUUCCUCAUAUUUUGCUUCUUUUCUCUGUUUCAUUAGGCUCCUCUUUGUCCAUGAACACAGACACCAUCUUGCCCGGCGAGUUUCUCUCCAGAAACCGGACAUUAAUCUCUCGAGGAGGAACAUUUAAGAUGGGCUUCUUUUCACCAGGUAACACUGGUAACUACUAUGUUGGCAUUUGGUACAAAGGAUUACCUCAAAAGACUCUGGUUUGGGUCGCAAAUAGGAACCAUCCAGUGUCCGACCCAUUCUCCUCAGAGUUGAAGCUCCUCUGGGACGGUAAUUUAGUCAUACUCGCUUCAUCCAAGCGUCAAAUCUGGUCGACUGGUUCGACAUCACUCAUGCCUAAUUCGACUUCAGGAGUGCUCCUUGACAAUGGAAACUUCAUUUUAAGGAAGACAUCCGAUGUGUCUAGUGUAGUUUGGCAGAGUUUUGAUCAUCCCACUGAUACGUGGUUGCCAGGUGCCAAGUUUAAAUUCAACACUUCCGAAAAGACAGUUCUGGUGGCGUGGAGAAAUUUAAAUGAUCCAACUUCCGGAAUAUUCUCUACAUCCAUGGGAGCAGAAGGAGCUCUUUCGCUAUUUAACAGGUCGGAAGCCUACUGGAUUGGUGGCGACUGGACUGGGGACGAUUACAGGCGUCGGUCUUCACUGACAGUAGAAAACGUGAUAAACUACACCUUUGUUUCGAAUGAGAAUGAGAGUUUCUCCAAAUAUUCCGCAAUUGCUCCUUAUAAUCUUUCUAGGAUUGUAAUUGAACCAACGGGGCUGCUCAAGCAGUUAGUAUGGGCAAAGAAUAUCCAGGAAUGGAAAGUGCUUUGGGCAUACCCAACACAAAAGUGUGAGAUUUACCCCUUUUGUGGUGCUGCUUCUAACUGCAAUCAGAGUGAUGCACCGCUUUGUGAUUGUGCUCUUGGAUCCUCAGAUGAUCUGAAGCCAGAAGAUCAUCCGGGCCAAUGCAAUAGGAGAAACGCGUCGAAAUGUAGUGGAGACAGGAAAGAUAUUUUUUUCCUCAUGACUCGUACACAAUUGCCAAAUAAUUAUGAUUCGCUUGUGGUGGAAAACAUUGAUGCAUGCAGGUUAUUGUGCUUGAGCAACUGUUCGUGCAGUGCAUUCGCUUACACUGCUAACUGUCGGAUAUGGACGGAUGAGAGAUUUUUAGUUCAACGUUCAGCCAAUGAUGGAGUAUUUAAAGAUUUCUAUGUCCGGAUCGCGGUGUUGGAUUGGAAGGAGGAGAUUAAGAAAAAGGGGAAACCCAGUUUGAAAUUCAUAGCAGCAGUUGUUGUGUCCUUAGCUUUUCUCGUGCUCCUUAGUGUGUCGCUGGUUACUAUUUGGACAAGACCGUCUGCUACUGCAGUGGACGAUCAUUUGCUGCAUUUUGAAUAUCGAGUUCUGAAGAAGGCAACAAAGAACUUCUCUGAGAAAAUUGGGGAAGGCGGGUUUAGUUCUGUUUUCCGGGGAGCACUGCCAGACUCAACUCCUAUAGCAGUGAAGAAACUUGCAAACCAAAACACGAGUAACAAACAGUUCCUUGCCGAAGUUAGAACUAUUGGAAUGAUACAGCACGUCAAUGUGGUUCGACUUCGCGGUUUUUGUGCAGACAAGUCGAAGAGGUUCCUAGUUUAUGAGUACCAAAAUGGUUCGCUUGCAGCUCAUUUGUUUCAGAAAGGUUCCAACGCCCUUGAUUGGAAAACCAGAUACGGCAUUGCCAUUGGGAUUGCUAAAGGAUUGGGGUACCUCCACGAGAGGUGUCGAGAUCGCAUUAUACACUGCGACAUCAAGCCUGAGAAUAUACUGUUGAAUUCAGAACUCGCGCCACAGAUUGCUGAUUUUGGCCUCGCAAAGCUCCUGGGACGGGAUGUCAGCUGCGUAAUUACCACCAUGAGGGGAACCAGAGGGUACCUCGCACCAGAAUGGAUUUCAGGAGGAGCCAUCACGUCGAAAGUCGAUGUUUUUAGCUAUGGAAAGCUGCUCUUUGAGAUCAUAUCAGGAAAGAGAAACAUUGAGGAGCUGAAUAGUGAUAUGCGCGAUUAUCUACCGCUUCAGGUAGCUAAGUCAAUAGCCAAAGGAGAAGAAGUCUUGCCACUUGUGGACCGCCGAUUGGAAGGACUAGUGGAGAUGGAAGAAUUGUGCAGAGCAUGCAAAGUGGCUUGUUGGUGCAUUCAAGACAGCGAGAAAGAUAGACCGACCAUGUCUCAGGUAGUUCAUAUUUUGGAGGGGGUUAUGGCAGUAGAAAAGCCUCCAAUCCCAAGAAUUUUGUUGAAACUGGUAGGAAGUGAUGAGAUUGAGGCAUAAAACAAAGCGCUAUGUCCUGUGUGAUAAUUCAUGGGCAUCAUGUAGCCCCCAAUUCAUCCUCCUUUGACUUUCCACAGUUACAGCUGAUUUGUAAUAUAAAGACUCAACUAUGUACUUCUACAUCUAUGUACUUCUCCUCUUGUUCAGUUACAGUUAUGUACCUCUUUGA
Messenger RNA from Eucalyptus grandis, 2487 nucleotides. Its product is annotated as G-type lectin S-receptor-like serine/threonine-protein kinase At2g19130. Gene Ontology annotation, biological process: protein phosphorylation; recognition of pollen. NCBI's taxonomy places the organism in Eukaryota, Viridiplantae, Streptophyta, Magnoliopsida, Myrtales, Myrtaceae. Gene Ontology annotation, molecular function: protein serine/threonine kinase activity; ATP binding. The record is from RefSeq and is a predicted model, not a curated record.